AUGUCGUUGGUGGGAAACUUUGCCUUUGGCUCUGGAGACCGGACUUCAGAGAAUACCGGCACAGGCUCAACAGGGACUCCAUUCGCACGCCGUGCUAGCCAAGUCGACCAGGAUCCAGAGGGCACCGCACGUGCAGCUCCACGACGAAACAGUAGCUGGUUGCGUGGCCGGCGACCGUCACAAAUCGCACGCGAACACCCCAUAUCACCCUCCGAGCUGGAUGUAGAAAAGGCCGGGAACGAGGCCUUUGAGACUCCCAAUGAAUAUCCACUUUCUCCAGUCGGAGAUUUCGAUGAAAAGCAUGGGGAGUCCGAUGACGACUCCUCGCAAAAGCACUCCGACAGAGCCAUAACGCAGUUGGCGCGAACAAUCACGCAAGCGUCAACACGAAGCAAUGUUCCUGACAAUCCAUUUACCGCCGAGCCAGGCUCCGAGCUGGACCCCAGCUCGCCCAACUUCCGGGCGAGAUCGUGGGUCAAGAGCAUGAUCAAGCUAAAUCGAGAGGAUGGCCGAACACCAACUCGUACAGGCGGUGUCGCCUUCCGUGGUCUAAGUGCCCAUGGUUUUGGAGCGGCCACGGACUAUCAAAAGGAUGUGGCCAACGUCUGGCUCGAAACCGUCGGCUAUGUGAAAAAGGCACUGGGUAUGGCGAAGCCUCGGCGAAUCGAUAUCCUGCGCGACCUUGAGGGAGUUGUGGAAAGCGGAGAGAUGCUCAUUGUACUCGGGCCACCUGGAUCGGGAUGUACAACAUUCCUGAAAACUGUCACCGGUGAGAUCCAUGGCUUUGAGGUUGACUCUGGCUCUCAUCUCAAUUACCAGGGUAUCCCGGCACACCACAUGCACACGUACUUCCGUGGCGAGGCCAUCUACACAGCAGAAGUCGAUGUUCACUUUCCCAUGUUGACUGUGGGCGACACACUCACAUUCGCUGCCCGCGCCAGAGCCCCACGCAUGGUGCCAGGAGGCAUUAGCAAGAAUGAAUGGGCACAGCAUCUCCGGGAUGUCAUCAUGGCAACCUUUGGCAUCUCUCACACCAUCAACACCAAAGUCGGAAACGACUUUGUGCGCGGUGUGUCUGGUGGAGAGCGAAAGCGUGUGUCCAUUGCUGAAGCUGCCCUUAGUGGAGCACCUCUGCAGGCAUGGGACAACUCGACGCGUGGUCUCGAUUCAGCAAACGCCAUUGAAUUUUGUAAGACGCUACGUGUGAAUGCAGAGCUCGGUGGAUCGGCUGCAAUGGUUGCCAUCUACCAGGCUCCACAGUCUGCAUACGACCUGUUCGACAAGGCCAUUGUCUUGUACGAAGGCCGUCAGAUCUACUUUGGCCGCACCGGAGACGCAAAGGUUUACUUUGAGAACCUCGGAUUCGAGUGUCCAAGUCGUCAAACCACAGCUGAUUUCUUGACGUCCAUGACUUCAGCGCAGGAGCGGGUCGUCAAGCCAGGAUUUGAGAACAAAGUCCCUCGCACUCCAGAUGAGUUUGCUGCUGCGUGGAAAAGUAGUUCAGAACGCCAGCAACUACUCCAGGACAUUGAGAAGUACGAUGAGAGAUUUCCCUUCGAAGGCGAGGCGUACCAGCAAUUCGUCGAGAGUCGGAAAGCUCAGAAAGCAAAAGGCCAGCGAUUGAAGUCCCCCUACACGCUUUCCUACACGCAACAAGUUCAACUUUGUCUGUGGCGAGGAUUCCGCCGGCUGAUCGGGGAUCCAGAGCUUACAUACACCCAAUUGUUUGGCAACUUCGCUAUGGCACUCAUCCUUGGCUCUGUCUUUUACAACCUGGAACAAACCUCGCAGUCAUUCUUCCAGCGCGGCGCAGUUCUCUUCUUCGCCGUCCUUAUUAACGCCUUCGGAUCCGCAUUGGAAAUUCUAACCCUUUAUGCCCAACGACCGAUUGUCGAAAAGCAUGCUCGUUACGCACUUUACCAUCCGUCGGCGGAGGCUUUUGCUUCCAUGCUCACAGACAUACCGUACAAGGUCGUCAACGCCAUCAUCUUCAACACCACUCUGUACUUCAUGGUCAAUCUGAGAAGGGAGCCUGGUCCAUUCUUCUACUUCCUGUUCGUCAGCUUCAUUGCCACGUUGACGAUGAGCAUGAUGUUCCGAUCAAUCGCAUCCUUCUCCCGAACACUCUCACAGGCGAUGACACCUGCCGCGAUCAUCAUCCUGGCUGUCGUCAUAUUCACUGGAUUCGCAAUUCCCGUUAACUAUAUGUUGGGCUGGUGUCGCUGGAUAAACUACAUCGAUCCCGUGGCGUAUGCCUUUGAAGCACUGAUGGUCAACGAGUUCACUGGUCAACAGUACAGUUGUGAAUCGGCACAGCUCGUUCCAAACUACGGAAACCUUGGCGCCGAGUCAAGAGUAUGCUCGUCCGUCGGCGCUGUGGCUGGUCUCGAUUUCGUCGAAGGUACUGCCUACAUCAAUUCUGCCUUCAGCUACUACGCCAGUCACAAGUGGAGAAACGUGGGGAUACUAUUUGCGUUCAUGAUUGGUUUCAUGGUAUUUUACCUGACUGCGACCGAGCUUAUCAGCGCGAAGAAAUCGAAGGGCGAGGUCCUUGUCUUCCAGAUGGGUCACAUUCCACGAGCACUCAAGGAGAAGAAGAACGACGAGGAAGCCAUCGACAUGAAACACUCCACCGCUCUAACCCAGACGAGAAGCUACGUUGAAGCCACGGACAUCAUCCAAAAGCAAACCGCAAUCYUCAGCUGGAAGGAUGUUUGCUACGAUAUCAAAAUCAAGAGCGAAGAACGCCGGAUUCUUGACCACGUCGAUGGCUGGGYCAAGCCCGGGACGUUGACCGCACUCAUGGGCGUGAGCGGCGCAGGCAAAACGACGCUGCUGGAUGUCCUCGCUACUCGCGUAACGAUGGGUGUAAUCAGUGGCGAUAUGCUUGUUGAUGGACGUCAGCGUGACUCGUCCUUCCAACGGAAGACUGGUUAUGUCCAGCAGCAGGAUCUCCACCUGCAAACAACUACUGUUCGCGAAGCCUUGACCUUUAGCGCACUUUUGCGUCAGCCCAAAGCCGUUCCUCGCAAAGAGAAGCUCGAUUACGUUGACGAUGUGAUCAAGCUUCUCGAUAUGGAAGAGUACGCUGAUGCAGUCGUCGGUGUCCCUGGCGAAGGAUUAAAUGUGGAGCAACGCAAGCGCCUAACCAUUGGCGUGGAACUGGCUGCGAAGCCCGAGCUUUUGCUUUUCCUUGAUGAGCCUACUUCCGGACUGGACUCUCAGACCUCCUGGGCUAUUUGUGAUCUUAUGGAGAAGUUGAAGAAAUCUGGUCAGGCUGUCCUGUGUACUAUUCAUCAGCCUUCGGCUAUGCUGUUCCAGCGUUUCGAUCGCCUGCUUUUCCUGGCAAAGGGAGGCAGAACAGUCUACUUCGGAGAGGUAGGCGAGAAUUCCAAGAUCUUGUCGAGCUACUUUGAGCGAAAUGGUGGUCAUAAGUGUCCACCCGAUGCAAAUCCUGCGGAGUGGAUGCUGGAAGUCAUUGGCGCCGCGCCAGGCUCCUCCACAGACAUCGACUGGCACCAGACAUGGCGUGAAAGUCCGGAAUAUCAACAAACACAACAAGAGUUGGAACGUCUCAGGGUCGAAAGGCCGAAGGAGACAGAGCCUGCCACGGAUGUGAACGACGCUGACAGCUACCGCGAGUUUGCCGCACCCUUUGGAGAGCAAUUGACCUCAGUUCUCGUCCGUGUCUUCCAGCAAUACUGGCGGACACCUUCAUACAUCUACGCAAAGCUGGCGCUCUGUCUCCUCUCUGGACUGUUCAUCGGCUUCAUCUUCUACAACGCACCUCUCACACAGCAAGGUCUACAAAACCAAAUGUUCUCGAUUUUCAUGACCUUUACCAUCWUCGGCCAGAUCUCACAACAAAUCAUGCCGCACUUUGUCACCCAGCGCGCCUUGUAUGAAGUCCGCGAACGUCCCUCCAAGACCUACAGCUGGCAAGUCUUCAUGAUCAGCAACAUCGUCGUCGAACUCCCGUGGAACGCCUUGGGUGCGGUAUUCCUCUUCUUCGCCUACUACUACCCGGUCGGCCUCUACAACAACGCCGUCCCGACCGACACCGUCGCAGAGCGUGGCGCGCUCUUCUUCCUCUUCAUGCUCCUCUUUCUCAUCUUCACCUCGACUUUCACAAACAUGAUCAUCGCAGGCAUGGACUCGGCCGAAACCGCGGGCAACAUUGGAAAUCUGGUGUUCUCCCUCUCCCUCGUCUUCUGCGGCAUCCUCGUGAGUCCUCAAUCUCUCCCACGCUUCUGGAUCUUCAUGUACAGGGUCUCGCCUUUCACCUACCUCGCGGGAGGAUUCCUUGCAACGGGCCUUCGAGACCAAAAGGUCCAGUGCGCCAGUAACGAAUACCUCGUCCUUCAACCCGAGGACAACCAGACUUGUGACGAAUACAUGUCGGCUUGGAUCAAUGGCGGCGAUGGUCAAGCGGCCGCGGGAGGAUACCUCUUGGAUCCCUCCGCGACGAGCGAAUGUCGGUACUGCACUUAUGAUGAUACGAAUGUCUUUUUGCGCCGUGUAUCGAUUAAUCCGGAAGAUGCAUGGAGGAAUUUUGGCAUCAUGUGGGGCUAUGUUGUUUUCAAUAUUGCGGCGGCGAUCUUCUUCUACUGGCUGGUUCGCGUGCCCAAGAAUAAAGGAAAGAAGAAGGAGAAGAGUGCCUAG
Messenger RNA from Ramularia collo-cygni, 4662 nucleotides. RefSeq names its product probable ABC1 transport protein. The coding region runs from base 1 to 4662 and encodes 1553 amino acids. Gene Ontology annotation, cellular component: membrane. Lineage: Eukaryota; Fungi; Ascomycota; Dothideomycetes; Mycosphaerellales; Mycosphaerellaceae. Gene Ontology annotation, molecular function: ATP binding; ATP hydrolysis activity; ABC-type transporter activity. The transcript has 3 exons. The record is from RefSeq and is a predicted model, not a curated record. Gene Ontology annotation, biological process: transmembrane transport.